CGGGAGCCUGGCUGAGCCUGCGAGCCGCCGGCCCGGCGCGGCAGGUUGGGAGGAGCGCUUGGAGAAUGAUUGUCGCUGUGCUGGAUGGACUGCUGAAUUAUUGAAUUACUUCCAUCUUUUGAGCCCACUAGGAAGUUGUCCAUGGAGCUGAAAUAUUUAUUGCAGUAAUUCCUGGCCAUACAUAAUUGAGGUUGACUGCGUUUGGGAAGUUGAUGCAUAAAAUUUGCAUGACUCCUCACUCCUUUCUAGAUCUAUCAUUGGAUUCACGCCAUCAUGGCUCAUACCACAAAGGUUAACGGCUGUGCUUCAGGAAAAGCAAAUGAUGUUCUAAACGGAGACCAUGACAAGGAACAGAGAGAUCCUUAUUUUGUGGAGACUCCCUAUGGUUAUCAACUAGACUUAGAUUUCCUCAAAUACGUGGAUGACAUACAGAAAGGAAACACCAUCAAGAAACUGAACAUCCAGAAGAGGCGGAAGCCAUCCGUGCCAUGCCCAGAAAGCACUGCCACACCAGGCCAGCAAGGUAUAUGGACUUCCACUGAAUCUUUGUCAUCUUCCAAUAGUGAUGACAACAAGCAGUGCCCCAGCUUCCUCGUAGCCAGAAGCCAAGUUACAUCAACUCCAAUCCCAAGGCUACCUGCCCCUCUGGAGCUCUCACCCACUUUUCUUACCAACCCAGAAAGUCGACAGCUGCCACCACCCUCACCACAACUCCCAAAGCACAACCUUCAUGUCACCAAGACACUGAUGGAGACCCGGAGAAGGCUGGAACAGGAGAGAAUCACCAUGCAGGCGACAUCAGGUGACUUCCGAAGGCCCAGGCUGGCCAGUUUUGGAGGCCUGGGCUCCACAGGCUCUCUCUCCUCCUUUAUGGGUUCUGGAAACCACAAUCCUGCCAUCUACCAGCUUCAGAAUGGAUACCAGGGCAAUGGGGAUUACAGUAGCUAUGCCCCAGCUGCUGCCACUUCUUCCAUGGGGAGCUCUAUCCGCCACAGUCCCUUGAGCUCAGGGAUCUCCACUCCUGUGACCAACGUGAGCCCCAUGCACCUGCAGCACAUCCGGGAGCAGAUGGCCAUCGCCCUGAAACGCCUGAAGGAGCUGGAGGAACAGGUACGAACAAUCCCUGUGCUCCAGGUAAAGAUUGCGGUCUUGCAAGAAGAGAAAAGACAGCUGGCCUCACAGCUGAAAAACCAAAGAACGGCAUUGCAGAAUGAUGCCUGUGGUGUGAGGAAGCGGUCCUACAGUGCUGGGAACACGUCCCAGCUAGAAGACCUCUCCAGGGCCCGGAGAGGUGGCGGGGAAUUAUACAUUGGCGAAGGAGAAGACAUAGAGAGCGUAGAGCAGAGCACACAGAGGAUAAAAGAGUUCCGGCAGCUCACAGCAGACAUGCAGGCCCUGGAGCAGAAGAUCCAGGACAGCAGCUCGGAGGCCUCCUUGGAGCUCAGGGAGAAUGGGGAGUGUCGGCCUCGAGAGUGCCGGUCUGUGGCUGUGGGUGCCAACGAGAACAUGAAUGACAUUGUCAUGUACCACAGAGGCUCCAGGUCCUUCAAGGAUGCUGCUGUAGGGACAGUCACUGAGACGAGGAAUUCUGGGGUCAGUGUGACAGAGGCCAUGCUUGGGGUGACCACUGAAGCUGACAAAGAAAUUGAGCUGCAACAGCAGACCAUAGAAGCCUUAAAGGAAAAGAUCUAUCGCCUGGAAGUACAACUUAAAGAAACUACCCAUGACCGAGAGAUGACUAAACUCAAGCAAGAGCUGCAGGCUGCUGGAUCGAGGAAAAAAGCUGACAAAGCCAUGAUGGCCCAGCCGCUUGUUUUCAGCAAGAUGGUGGAGGCAGUGGUGCAGAUGAGAGACCAGAUGGUGGGCAGUCACGUGGAUGUAGGUGACUCAUGUGUUGGGACCUCUGUGCAAACAAGCAGCCUAGGCAUCUCCUGCCAGCCCAGUUCAGAGAAUAAACUCGUGGGGCCAGAGCUGCCCAUGAAUUGGUGGAUUGUUAAAGAAAGGGUGGACAUGCGUGACCAAUGUACGGGAAGGUCUGUGGAGAUGUGCGAUGAGAGCGUGGGUGUGGAAAUCAGUGUCUGUGAAACAGGCAGCAACACGGAAGAGUCUGUGAAUGACUUGACACUCCUCAAGACCAACCUGAAUCUCAAAGAAGUGCGCUCCAUUGGGUGUGGAGAUUGUUCUGUCGAUGUGAUUGUCUGCUCUGCAAAGGAGUGCAUCUCCCGGAGUGUGAGCACCGACGCUGUUGGCCAGGCGGAAGCCGCUGUCAUGGCAGUGCCUCAGACCACAAGCCAGCACACCAGCACAGCUUUGGAACAAGUGAACCAGUUCACCAACACCGAGACGGCCACCCUUACGGAAUCCUGCACCAACACUUCCCUCAGCACUUUGGACAAGCAGACCAGCACCAGGACUGUGGAAACGCGGACGGUGGCUAUAGGAGAAGGCCUUGUCAAGGACAUUAAUUCUUCCACCAAGACACGGUCCGUCGGAGUUGGAACAGUGCUUUCUGGCACUUCUGGGUUUGACAAGCCAUCAGCUGUAAAGACCAAAGAGUCAGGUGUGGGGCAGAUAAAUAUUAAUGACAACUAUCUGGUUGGCCUCAAAAUGAGAACCAUCGCUUGUGGGCCUCCCCAGUUGGCUGUGGGGCUGACGGCAAGCAGGAGGAGCGUAGGUGUUGGGGAUGAGCCUGUGGGAGAGUUCACGGAGGGCCCCCAGCCGCAGGCUCCGUCUGGAACGAUGACGGGCCUGGAUCACUACAUUGAGCGCGUCCAGAAGCUGCUGGCGGAACAGCAGACGCUGCUGGCUGAGAACUAUAGUGAACUGGCAGAAGCUUUUGGGGAACCUCACUCACAGAUUGGCUCUCUCAACUCCCAGCUCAUCAGCACCCUCUCUUCACUCAGUUCUGUCAUGAAGUCUGCAAGCACCGAAGAGCUGAGGAACCCCGACUUCCCCAAAAUGAGUCCAGGCAAAGUUGCAGGAAAUAAUUUGGAAUAUGCCUGUAAGUACAGAGGCCUACAGUCCGGAGGACCAUUAAAUGCUCAGACAUCCCGACAAGGGCGAGAGGUGGGGUUCACAGAAGCGGAGCCCAUCGGCAGCCAGGAUUCCUUCCCCUCUCAGGAAAGCACGCUGUCUCCGGUGAACCUGACAGAUGACCAGAUAGCUGCUGGCCUCUACGUAUGUACAAAUAGUGAAAGUACGCUGAAGUCCAUCAUGAAGAAGAAAGACGGUAACAAAGAUUCAAAUGGAGCGAAAAAGAAUCUUCAGUUUGUUGGCAUUAAUGGAGGGUAUGAAACAACUUCAAGUGAUGAUUCCAGCUCAGAUGAAAGCUCUUCUUCCGAGUCAGAUGACGAGUGUGAUGUCAUUGAGUAUCCUCCUGAAGAAGAGGAGGAAGAGGAGGACGAAGACAGUCGGGGAAUGGCGGAAGGGCACCAUGCAGUUAAUAUGGAAGGUUGCAAGUCUGCCAGGGUGGAAGAUGAAAUGCAGGUUCAAGAAUGUGAACCUGAGAAGGUGGAAAUCAGAGAGAGGUAUGAGUUAAGUGAAAAGAUGUUGUCUGCAUGCCACGUACUGAAAAAUAACAUAAAUGACCCCAAAGCUUUGACCAGCAAGGAUAUGAGGUUCUGUCUGAACACCCUCCAGCACGAGUGGUUCCGCGUGUCCAGCCAGAAGUCGGCCAUCCCAGCCAUGGUCGGAGACUACAUAACUGCCUUUGCGGCCAUCUCCCCAGACGUCCUGCGUCACAUCAUCAACAUGGCCGAUGGCAACGGCAACACAGCCCUUCACUACAGCGUGUCUCACUCCAACUUUGAGAUUGUGAAGCUGCUCUUGGAUGCUGACGUGUGUAACGUGAAUCACCAGAACAAGGCAGGAUACACGCCCAUCAUGCUGGCAGCACUCGCCGCCGUGGAAGCAGAGAAAGACAUGCGGGUUGUGGAAGAGCUCUUUGGCUGUGGGGAUGUGAAUGCCAAGGCCAGCCAGGCAGGACAGACAGCCCUCAUGCUGGCGGUCAGUCAUGGGCGGAUAGACAUGGUGAAGGGCCUGUUGGCCUGUGGUGCUGAUGUCAACAUCCAGGACGAUGAGGGCUCCACCGCCCUGAUGUGUGCCAGCGAGCACGGGCACGUGGAGAUCGUCAAGCUGCUACUGGCCCAGCCGGGCUGCAACGGCCACCUGGAGGACAACGAUGGCAGCACUGCGCUCUCCAUCGCUCUGGAAGCAGGGCACAAGGACAUCGCUGUUCUCCUCUAUGCCCACGUCAACUUCGCCAAAGCCCAAUCUCCGGGCACCCCUAGGCUUGGAAGGAAGACAUCUCCUGGUCCCACCCACCGAGGUUCAUUUGAUUGAUUAUGUGUAAAUAACCAGCCAUUUACAUGCCACCAUUAAGCUGCUAAUUGUUCCUGUUGGGGGUGACAGAUACUGAAUGUAUACACACUGUGCCUGAGGGCACCGGCAAACAAUGCAGAAAGCCACGGACUGAAGGCUGGAGCUGUCACAGUGGAAGCUGAGCCAGCGAGAGGUUGCCAGCGGACACACACGGCCUCCCUGCCGGCCACCUUCCCUCUGUGUAGGACACACUUGACCCCAGUCACUGUUGCUGUUGAGUCUCUGCUCCAUUAUGUACAGUUGUAGGAAACUGUAACCAGACCUGACCGGGCAACUUCUAUUUCUUCUCUCCACCACCCGCCCCCACCGCCUCCACUGCUGAGAAGUGUCAGGUUCUCGCUGGCAUGGUGUUUUAAAUUUUUCCACAAGUAUUUAUAUUUACUAAUGUGGAACCAUUGGAAAGCUCUUCAAAAAUUCCAUUCCAGGAUGGUUUUGUUGAUAUUUCUGUUGUCUUUAUUAUUUUAAAAUAUGUAAGUUAGAUGAAUGCAGUCAUCAGCAACUUGCACUUGGGCUGAUAGGUUUCUGGGUUAAAAUUAAAAGAUGGGACUCUAAAAAAGUAUAACACUACAAAAGGAAAUCUUUUCAGUUGGUUUUAUCUGGGUGGAUGUAUUAUAUGACUUUAUAUAAAAGGUAUCUAUAUAAAAUCGACACAGUAUUUUCAACUUUUAUAUUCCAUGGUAAUAAAAGACAUGAAGAACUACAUGUAACAGUACCAUAUUUUUAUUAAUAAUUGCACAGCUCUAUAUCUAAUGACAAAGGUUGAAUUGUGUUAGAGGAAUUGGCUAUAUAUUUCCCUCUAGAGAAACAGUGUAGUUCUCCACAUAUUUAUGGAUUCCUUCACACCAUGUCACAUUUAUUUUGGUCUUAUAUGUAUUUAAAUGUUUGAAGUGCCUUAGAUUCUUGCCAUAUUUUCAAAAUAAAAUUUUAUUAAGCUCUUUGCUUGCCCCUGCUUCAUCUCUGACAGCCCUC
Molecule: messenger RNA, 5349 nt
Organism: Pteronotus mesoamericanus
Lineage: Eukaryota; Metazoa; Chordata; Mammalia; Chiroptera; Mormoopidae
Gene: KANK1
Product: KN motif and ankyrin repeat domains 1
Exons: 13
Coding region: 274-4341 (1355 amino acids)
Biological process (GO): negative regulation of actin filament polymerization
Cellular component (GO): cytoplasm; cytoskeleton
Molecular function (GO): protein binding
Source: RefSeq, a predicted model, not a curated record